Messenger RNA from Cricetulus griseus (Chinese hamster), 1826 nucleotides. Lineage: Eukaryota; Metazoa; Chordata; Mammalia; Rodentia; Cricetidae. The record is from RefSeq and is a predicted model, not a curated record.
CUCCAGAGCCCUGAGGGUGCCUGCAUUUCCUAUGAUGCCCUGAGAACGCUUUGCCUUUUGGGAAAUGAAGUCUUUUAGUUAUUUUCUUUUUUUUGUUGUUUUUAAAAGACCUCACCGCUCACCUGAGUACAGGCACUCACAUCGCGAAGGACCCAGGUGUUUGGAGACCAAGAACCUAUCUUGGCAUCUUGAGAUGGCUUCUCCCUCUAGACAGCCCCCACUUGGGGGGUCAGGGCUGCUGCAUGGGAGCCGUGCUCGUUCUUAUGGAAGCCUGGUACAAUCAUCGUGCUCCCCGGUGAGGGAAAGACGCUUGGAGCAUCAGUUGGAGCCUGGAGACACCCUGGCUGGACUAGCACUCAAAUACGGGGUGACGAUGGAACAGAUUAAGCGUACAAACCGCCUUUAUACUAACGACUCCAUCUUCCUGAAGAAAACUCUCUACAUCCCCAUCCUGACAGAGCCCAGAGACCUAUUUAAUGGUUUGGAUUCUGAGGAGGAAAAUGAUGGAGAGGGAGAGGUACGACCAAGUAAGGAUGGUGCUGGUUCGCAUUCAUCGAAGAGGAGGAGUCAAGAGUCAGGUUCAGGCCAGGCCGAUGGCGAAGCCCUCACACCUCACCAGGGAACCCCCACAUCCACCCAUGACCUUUCUGCCUCUGAUUUCCUUAAGAAACUCGACUCACAGAUCAGUCUGUCCAAGAAGGCUGCUGCCCAGAAGCUGAGGAAAGGGGAAAGUGGGUUACCUGAGGAGGGUGCGGGUCUCCACCUCAGCUCCCCUAGGAUGCAGCAGCGAGCAGUCCUCGGGCCUGUGCCACUGACCCGCACCUCUCGAACCCAGAGUUUGCGGGAUCAGGAAGAUGAAAUCUUCAAACUCUGAUGUUCCCAGAACUGAUAAGAGAAGCAGGGUGUUGAAGGAACAGCUGAGAGAGAGGAGUCUGAGGUGUCGCUCGAGCAGAGCUUCCAAGCCUCCCUCACUCCUCUCUGGCCAUCUUGCCCAGCGUUUUGGUCAAGACUUCCUCAGCUAGGGACACUUUCUGGCAAGAGUAGGGGAUGGGAGCAGAGCUCUUCCCAAUCCUGAAUCUAGAGUUGUCCUUUAGAUUCAAAGCCUCCUUCACACCCUUGCUGUCCCUUUCACCAUUUCCUGGGUUAGAGCGGACAGCAGAGACCCCUUCCCCCACCUCUAAUGAUGUUACCUAAUUUAUUUGGUGCUAUAUUGAAAUAAUAUUUAUUUGCUAGAUCUAACUCCUUCCUCCUCUUAACUGAAAAGUGUGAUUUCUGUAUCACUGAAGAGAUGGAAACCCAGGGCAGCAAGUGGGGCUGGCAGGCUGCCUGUCUUUCCCAUCUCCCUAGCCCAGCACGUUUCUGAGGCCAGGAAAGUCAGUGAAACUCACGCAGUCUUUUCCCUUGCUCUCAAGGUAAAGGAUAGGGGCUCAGUCAUAACUGAGCAAUUCCCUGUAACUUUUUACAACUCUUGGCUCUGAGAAGAAGCAGUGGGGUAGGGUACUGACUGAGCCCUCCACCCCUCUGCUUGGCCUGUGGUGGGGCAAAGGGGUGGAAGAGGAUGCCUUGGGGAUCAGAGAAGGCAGCUGUAGAACAUGCCCCCAGCCUGCCUCUGCCUUGUUCCUCACCGUGUAUUUAUCUGUAAUCUGUAGCCAUACAGUGUGUCUUUUGUUCCUUAAGCUGAAGAAAGCACGGCAGCCCAGUGCUACUGGGAGUCUCCUGACUUGUUCGGGAGUGGGGAAUGGCUACAUGAGUGUUGUUUCUAGACCUCUCUUGUACAUCGUCAAGUCUGAGUACGGAGCUAGAGAUUAAACAGUGAGCCCUGUGCA